UAUUUAUUUUAUUAGAGCCAUUUUUUAAAGAGAGAGAAAAUCCAAUAUGGAGUUUUUACUACUCCCAUCCAACCGUAUUUAAUCCUUGCUUCAUAUGGAGCAAAACCCUAAGGGUUCUUGUAAGAACCAGUCGCCGCCAGAUUGAUCUUAGCCGUUAAUUAUAACUCUCUCCUUCUCCUUCUCUACAUUUCCAUCUCUUUAUACUCUCUUCUCUGAUAUACCUUACUGAGUUUUUCUUAUUUCCUCAUUUCAACUUCUCUUCAUAGAUUCUUAUUGCCGUUUGUUUUAUUGCUUCCUUUUACCUAGAAACAUGGCCCUUCAAACUUGUCUACUUUAUGUCAAGCAAUCGAUUCUUGGAGAGUAACCCAUAUUUCUGUUAUUAUUAUUUUGGUGGCUAAUAAUCGACGUUUGUAGUUUAGGAUUGAGAAUAUUGAUUUGGUUGCAGUUUCGAUCUUAUGUAGUUUAAAGUUAUCUUCUUGGACCUGUAUAUAUGGGGUUUAGCUGUUUUAAAAGUAGAAAGUUUUCGUUUUGGGAUCUUUUAGGGUUUAGGUUGUGAUUGUUGCUACUGUGUAUUUAUCAGUUUUUGAGUUGUUGUAGUGGGUGAUGAUCAAAUUGGGGUUUUGAAUAUGUUAUCUGAAUUGGAUAGGAGACCGAUGAUAGGAACUAAUGACGGAUCAUUCGGUGAUGAUUUAGAGAAGGAAAUAGGGUUGUUGCUGCGUGAACAACGCAAGCAAGAGACUGAUGAUCUCGAGAGAGAGCUCAAUUUGUACAGAAGUGGUUCUGCGCCUCCAACCGUGGAGGGUUCAUUGAGUGCUGUUGGGGGCUUGCUAGGUGGUGGAGGCGGUGGUGCUAGUGCGGCCUUUGCUGAGUUUGUUAGCUGCAAAAAUGGGAAUGGUCUGGUGUCAGAGGAGGAGCUUAGGUCUGAUCCAGCUUAUUUAUCGUACUAUUACUCAAAUGCAAAUUUGAACCCUAGGCUUCCACCUCCUUUGAUUUCCAGGGAGGAUUGGAGGUUCGCACAAAGAUUGAAGGGUGGAGGGAGUUCAGUUUUAGGUGGAAUUGGAGAUAGGAGGAAAGUGAAUAGGGCUGAUAAUGGGAGUGGAAGAUCUUUGUUCUCUAUGCCGCCAGGAUUUGAUUUGAGGAAACAAGAAAGUGAGGUUGAGCCUGACAAGCUUCGUGGCUCGACGGAGUGGGGUGGUGAUGGGCUGAUUGGUUUACCAGGUUUAGGUCUUGGGAGUAAACAGAAGAGUCUUGCAGAAAUCUUUCAGGAUGAUUUGGGGCGUGCAACUCCCGUGACAGGCCACCCUUCUCGCCCUGCUAGCAGUAAUGCAUUUAAUGAAAAUAUUGAGACUGUAGGUUCAGCUGAAGCUGAGCUGGCUCAUUUGCGCCGCAAUCUGUCAUCUACAGAUACUCGACGAUCGGGUUCAAAUGGUCAGGGCUCAUCUGCUGUCCAUAAUAUUGGGCCACCUUCAUCUUAUUCUUAUGCUGCCGUUGUAGGUUCUUCCUUGUCUAGAAGUACUACUCCUGAUUCCCAACUUGUUGCUAGGGUCCCCAGUCCUUGCCCUACCCCCAUUGGGCAGGGGAGGGCUUCUGCAUCUGAAAAGAGAGGUAAUAGUGGUUCAAACUCAUUUAAUGGUGUUACAUCUUACAUAGGUGAGUCUACAGAUUUGGCAGCUGCUUUGUCUGGCAUGAACUUGUCAACAAAUGGUGUGGUUGAUGAAGAAAACCAAGAGGAUGUUGAUAUCUUUGGUCUCAAAGGAGGUCAGAAUCAUGUGAAGCAAAAUGCAUACCUAAAGAAGGCUGAAUCUAGACAUUUACAUAUGCCUUCUCUUGCUCAAUCAGCAAAGAUUUCCUACUCUGAUUUGGCUAAAAGCAAUGGUAGUGGGUCAGACCUGAACAAUUCGUCCUUGAUAGUUGAUAGGCAGGUUGAGCUGCAGAAAUCUGGUUUUCCUUCUGGUAAUUCUUACGUGAAAGGAUCACCGACCAACACUGUUAAUAGUGGAGGUGGCUUACCUCUGCAGUAUCAGCAUGUAGAUAAUGCAAACUCAUCUCUUUCAAACUAUGGGUUAAGUGGAUAUCCUGUCAAUCCAGCAUUGGCUUCUAUGAUGGCCAGCCAACUUGCCACUGGUAAUCUACCAAUGUUGUUUGAAAAUGUUGCUGCAGCCUCAGCUGUGGCUGUCCCUGGAAUGGACUCAAGAGUGCUUGGAGGAGGACUGGGGUCUGGAGCAAAUCUAACAGCUGCUGCCUCCGAGACACUUAAUUUUGGAAGAGUGGGUAGUCCAAUGGUUGGGAGCGCCCUUCAGGCGCCUUUUGUUGAUCCAUUAUAUCUCCAGUACUUGAGGACUCCUGAGUAUGUUGCGGCUCUUAAUGAUCCCUCAAUUGAUAGGAACUACUUAGGUAAUUCUUAUAUGAAUAUACUUGAACUUCAGAAAGCUUGUGUUGGAGCUCUUUUAUCAUCUCAGAAAUCACAUUAUGGUGUUCCAAUAGGCAGUAAAUCUGGUGGUUCUAAUCAUCAUGGCUAUUAUGGGAAUCCUGCCUUUGGUGCUGGUAUGUCAUAUCCUGGAAGUCCUUUGGCAAGUCCUGUUAUUCCAAACUCCCCAGUUGGACCUUGCAGUCCAAUAAGACACACUGACUUGAAUAUGCAUUUCCCUUCUGGGAUGAGUAACUUAGCCGGGGGCAUCAUUGGACCAUGGCACUUGGACUCGGGAGUUAACAUGGAUGAAAGCUUUGCAUCCUCUCUUCUAGAAGAGUUUAAGAGCAAUAAAACUAAAUAUCUUGAACUUUCGGAAAUCGCUGGCCAUGUUGUUGAGUUUAGUGCGGACCAGUAUGGAAGUCGGUUCAUUCAGCAAAAACUCGAGACAGCCACAACUGACGAGAAAAACAUGGUUUAUCAAGAAAUCAUGCCCCAAGCUCUUGCUUUAAUGACUGAUGUGUUUGGUAAUUAUGUAAUACAGAAGUUCUUUGAGCAUGGGCUUCCUUCACAGAGAAGAGAACUGGCUCGCAAGCUUUUUGGUCAUGUUUUGACACUUAGCCUUCAAAUGUAUGGUUGUCGAGUGAUCCAGAAGGCCAUUGAGGUUGUUGAUCUAGACCAGAAGAUUAAAAUGGUCGAAGAGCUUGAUGGUCAUGUCACGCGUUGUGUACGCGACCAGAAUGGGAACCAUGUAAUCCAAAAGUGUAUUGAGUGUGUUCCUGAAGAAAAUAUCCAAUUUGUUGUCUCAACAUUCUUUGAUCAAGUUGUGAAUCUCUCCACCCAUCCAUAUGGGUGCCGUGUAAUACAGAGGAUAUUAGAGCAUUGCAAGGACCCAAAAACACAAAGUAAAGUCAUGGAUGAGAUUUUAGGAUCUGUUAGCAUGUUGGCACAAGAUCAAUAUGGCAACUACGUUGUUCAGCAUGUGCUGGAGCAUGGAAAACCCCAUGAACGAUCCGCUAUUAUUAAGGAGUUAGCUGGGAAGAUAGUUCAGAUGAGUCAGCAGAAGUUUGCCUCCAAUGUUGUGGAGAAGUGUUUAACUUUUGGUGGUCCCAGUGAGCGAGAGUUACUGGUGAAUGAGAUGCUCGGAACCACUGAUGAAAAUGAGCCUCUUCAGGCAAUGAUGAAAGAUCAAUUUGCAAACUAUGUUGUACAAAAAGUGCUCGAGACUUGUGAUGACCAACAACGCGAGUUGAUUCUCACGCGAAUAAAAGUUCAUUUAAAUGCAUUGAAGAAGUAUACCUAUGGAAAGCAUAUCGUUGCUCGUGUAGAGAAACUUGUUGCUGCUGGGGAAAGGAGAAUGGCUGCACAGUCUCUGCACGCCGCUUAGGUGGCAUAGGAAAGAAAGUUUGUACAGCUAACUGAGGCUAGUGUGAGCUUCAUCUCUUUCUUCCUUCUGGUAUCUAGAGCUAUGUCUCUACCUAUCUUUUUAGACAGGUAUGAGCUGAUUGAAAAUAAACGUUGUUGCUUGUACUUGAAACUGUACAUUGUGUAGUUGUAAGGUUUAUACAGAGUUGAGGAAGCCGAGGAUCAGAGGUUAAAUACGCCUGAUGCCACUGCAAGAGGACAUUAAUGACUAUACAAGUUUUUAAGGGUGUAAAAAAAAAAGUGAUCAAAUGUUGAGGUAGUCUAAACGUGACUGUACAAAUGUUGUUAUGUGGAGAGCUAUUAUGUUAGGUGAGGCAAGAGUUCUCCUUUCAUGUAUCGGUAUUUUACUAUUUUUUCCUUUUCCCUUAGAAAGUACAUUUUUCUUA
Hevea brasiliensis (rubber tree) is the source of this 4218-nucleotide messenger RNA. RefSeq names its product pumilio homolog 2. NCBI's taxonomy places the organism in Eukaryota, Viridiplantae, Streptophyta, Magnoliopsida, Malpighiales, Euphorbiaceae. Gene Ontology annotation, cellular component: cytoplasm. The transcript is spliced from 9 exons. The coding region runs from base 627 to 3794 and encodes 1055 amino acids. The record is from RefSeq and is a predicted model, not a curated record. Gene Ontology annotation, biological process: post-transcriptional regulation of gene expression. Gene Ontology annotation, molecular function: mRNA binding.